GUUUUAUUUAUUUAGUAAUCAUUGUUCAGUGUUCAAUUGUAAAAUUUUACUAAGUCAUCAUUGAAGUCAAAGCUAGUUGGGAAGAAAUUUAAAAUAAAAAAUGGUUGAAGUUGAAUGUAUUCUACCAGAAAAAGAUGAAGUUUUAGAUUUGAAAGGACCCAAAGACGCUCACAGUUCCUUGGACGAAUUGGAUGUGGAUGAUCUCUACGUGCGUUAUAAGAAACUACAAAAAACUCUAGAAUUCCUUGAAGUUCAAGAAGAAUACAUCAAGGAUGAACAGAGAAACUUAAAGAAAGAAUAUCUUCACGCUCAAGAGGAAGUUAAACGUAUUCAGUCUGUUCCACUUGUUAUUGGACAAUUUUUGGAAGCCGUGGACCAGAACACUGGCAUCGUGGGUUCUACCACUGGUUCUAAUUAUUAUGUAAGGAUUCUUUCAACGAUCGACAGAGAAUUACUCAAGCCAUCUGCUUCAGUUGCUUUGCAUAAGCACAGUAACGCUUUGGUCGAUGUUCUACCACCAGAAGCUGACAGUUCUAUUUCGAUGUUGCAACCCGACGAGAAACCAGAUGUUAGUUAUGCUGAUAUUGGUGGUAUGGAUAUGCAGAAACAGGAGAUUCGCGAAGCUGUUGAGCUUCCAUUAACACACUUUGAAUUGUAUAAACAAAUUGGUAUCGACCCUCCACGCGGAGUCCUUAUGUACGGUCCACCCGGUUGCGGCAAAACAAUGUUGGCUAAAGCCGUUGCUCAUCACACAACAGCAGCUUUUAUUAGAGUGGUUGGUUCCGAGUUUGUACAAAAAUAUCUUGGCGAAGGACCACGUAUGGUUCGUGAUGUGUUCCGUUUAGCAAAAGAAAAUGCGCCAGCUAUUAUUUUUAUUGAUGAAAUUGAUGCAAUUGCGACAAAACGUUUCGAUGCUCAAACUGGUGCCGAUCGCGAAGUGCAGAGAAUUUUGCUGGAGCUUCUGAAUCAAAUGGAUGGUUUUGAUCAAACGACCAAUGUGAAGGUCAUAAUGGCAACAAACCGUGCUGAUACUCUUGAUCCGGCACUUUUGCGUCCUGGACGUUUGGAUAGAAAAAUAGAAUUUCCACUGCCUGACCGCCGGCAAAAGCGUUUAGUAUUUUCGACAAUUACUUCAAAGAUGAACCUAAGUGAAGAUGUGGAUUUGGAGGAGUUUGUAGCUCGCCCAGACAAAAUUUCUGGAGCAGAUAUCAAUGCGAUCUGCCAGGAAGCCGGUAUGCACGCUGUGCGUGAAAACAGAUAUAUUGUAUUGUCGAAAGAUUUUGAAAAGGGAUAUAAAAACAACAUUAAGAAAGACGAACAGGAGCACGAAUUCUAUAAAUAAAUUUCAAAUUAAUAUUUUAAUCAUUUGUAAUAUAAUGCUUUGAAAUAAAACAAAACAUUAAUUAAACUUUCUACCACCAAA
Episyrphus balteatus (marmalade hoverfly) is the source of this 1423-nucleotide messenger RNA. It is a transcript of the gene Rpt3, whose product is annotated as 26S proteasome regulatory subunit 6B. The record is from RefSeq and is a predicted model, not a curated record. Bases 101 to 1342 code for a protein of 413 amino acids. The transcript is spliced from 4 exons. Lineage: Eukaryota; Metazoa; Arthropoda; Insecta; Diptera; Syrphidae. Gene Ontology annotation, molecular function: ATP binding; ATP hydrolysis activity; proteasome-activating activity. Gene Ontology annotation, cellular component: proteasome regulatory particle, base subcomplex. Gene Ontology annotation, biological process: proteasome-mediated ubiquitin-dependent protein catabolic process.